Molecule: messenger RNA, 1215 nt
Organism: Ectocarpus sp. CCAP 1310/34
Lineage: Eukaryota; Phaeophyceae; Ectocarpales; Ectocarpaceae
Source: the annotation of a GenBank genome assembly
AUGGCCCGUCAUUGCUAUGCCAUUGCCGCAGGGGCCUGGUACGGUCGUCGGCGUCGACUUCUUCGGNGGAUUGGUUUGGAUCGUUCCGUGCGCUGGUGGCUUCGGGCGUGUUUGGUGUGUCAAGCUCGCAAGACUUCACGUCAGACUGCUCGAUGGCCCGUCAUCGCUAUGCCAUUUCCGCAGGGGCCUGGUACGGUCGUCGGCGUCGACUUCUUCGGACCUCUGCCAGUGACUGCCAAUGGCAACUCCUACAUUUUGUUGUUCACAGACCGUUUCAGUCGGAGAGACGACAUGUUCGCAGUCACAGCGGCGGAAUUUACGGCGAGAGGGACGGCUCACAUCUUCGUCAACCAAUACAUGACCAAGUGGGGAUGUCCGACUACGUUGUUGUCGAACAACGGACUGCAUUUCUGCUCGAAGCCCUCCGUGGCGAUCUACGAGGUGAUGAAGAUCAAGAGGGUCACCACCAGCUCCUACCACCCACAGACCAACGGUGGCACGGAACGCGUCAACCACACGAUGGCCCAGAUGCUUGCGGUGGUCGUCAACGAACAACAAAACGAUUGGGACAUGCAUCUCCCGCACGUCGAGUUUGCCUAUAACAUUUCCGUGAACCAAUCUACUGGAUUAACACCAUACGAGAUCCACAUCGGACGCAUCCCGCAACUCCCGCUUUCGGUCUUCGAUCAUCCCACGGUAAGUGGUCAUCAAAGCUUGGCCCGCGAUCAACCCGAGUAUUGCAACCUGGCUGUCGAUCGCCAGCGCCGGGCCUACGAACUUGUCCGUGAGUACAACGCGCUGAAGAUUUCGCGAGUCGAACGCCGAAAUUCAUCCCUGCUGGACGCCAUCCACAAGCUCCCUCAGUUUACCGUUGGCGGGUGGGCUUGGGUGUACAACACGGCUGCUACAAUUCGACAGGGUGUGCAGAAGGACACGGACCAACAGGUGCUCAAGGCCAAAUUCGCACUUUCCUGGACGGGCCCUACAAAGUUCUUGCGGUGGGUCCCACCUCUGCCGACGCCACUCCGGACGGCCGCCCGUUGGCGCAUCAACUCCUCUACCUGGACCUGCCUUCCAAUCUUUCCGGCCGGCAGCUCGUUGUCGCGUGUCUGUCCUUCGUUGCAAGCCCUGUCGCAAUCCGUACGAGACGGACGACUUGCCGCAAUCUCUGCCGGCCGAGCUUUCGCGACAUGUUCUGCGCUCUUUCGGAGAUAA